Molecule: messenger RNA, 1028 nt
Organism: Medicago truncatula (barrel medic)
Lineage: Eukaryota; Viridiplantae; Streptophyta; Magnoliopsida; Fabales; Fabaceae
Product: glycine-rich cell wall structural protein 1.8
Exons: 1
Coding region: 92-844 (250 amino acids)
Source: RefSeq, a predicted model, not a curated record
UGACAGCACAAAACGCACUUUUACAAUCUCAUCCCAAUUUGAUUCCUAUAAAUACCCAUCUCAAGGAUAUGACAUUUCAACAUUUUCCAUAAUGACAAUUUCGAAAGUUCUUGGUAUUUUUUUCUUUGUGUUGUUAGGUUUCGGUAUUUGCUCUGCCGCUAGAACACUCCUCACCUUUGGUGUAGAUCAUGGCAUUGGUGCAGGUUUCCAUGGUGACAUUGGUGUGAGUGGAGGUGGAGGUUAUGGCGGUGGUGGAGGUGGAGGACAUGGUGGUGUAGGUGGACAUGGAGGAGGAGCGGGGGGAGGUGAAGGUGCAGGUGGUGGUGCUGGAUAUGGAGAUGAUGCUGUUGUUGGUGGUGGAGGAGGAGGAAGUGGAGGUGGAGGUGGUGGUGGUGCAGCUGAAGGUGGUGGAUAUGGUGGAGGAGCUGGAAAAGGUGGUGGGGAAGGGUAUGGUGGAGGCGCGGAACAUGGAGGUGGUUAUGCUGGUGGUCGCGGUGGUGGUAGUGGUGGAGGGGGAGGAGGUGGUGCGGGGGGUGCUGGUGGUGGUUAUGGAGGUGGGGAAGGAGGCGGAGCAGGAGGUGGAUAUGGUGGAGAUCAUGGAGGAGGAUAUGGAGGUGGAGGUGGAAGUGGAGGUGGUGGAGGAGGCGGUGCUGGUGGAGCACAUGGAGGCGGGUACGGUGGUGGUGAAGGAGCAGGUGGUGGAUAUGGAGGUGGAGCAGCAGGUGGUGGCGGCGCAGGUGGUGGGUCUGGAGGUGGCGGAGGUGGUGGAGGUGCCCAUGGUGGUGGAUAUGGUGGUGGUGCUGGAGGUGGCGAAGGUGGCGGCCACGGUGGAUAUUAUCCUUGAGCUUAUGAUGAAAUUCAAUGUUCUGAAAGAAUGCCUAGCUCCUCCUAACUACUUUAAUAUUAACAACAAUAAGAUAUGGUUAUGAGGAUGCUUAUAAACUAGUAUUACUAAAAUUUAUCUUUAUAUGUACGUGAAAUGUUAAAUGAAUGCAAAUUGAUGCCUUGGUCUUGAAGACUUAUGAUUA